GCUUACCAACCACAUGGUUCUGGGUUCAGUCCCAAUUGCGUGGCACUUUGGGCAAGUGUCUUCUACUAUAGCCUCGGGUCGACCAAAGCCUUGUGAGUGGAUUUGGUAGGUAGAAACUGAAAGAAGACCGUCGCAUAUAUGUAUAUAUAUACAUAUAUGUAUGUGUGUGUAUAUGUUUGUGUGUUUGUCCCCGCAGCAUCGCUUGUCAACCAAUGCUGGUGUGUUUACAUCCCUGUAACUUAGCGGUUCGGCAAAAGAGACUGAUAGAAUAAGUACUAGGCUUACAAAGAAUAAGUCCUGGAGUCGAUUUGCUCGACUAAAGGCAGUGCUCCAGCAUGGCCGCAAUCAAAUGACUGAAACAAGUAAAAGAGUACCCAGAGAUUAAUUGAGAAACUUUUCACUGACCCCAAAAUGUAAAUAAUUUCCUUGAUUUAGUGCUGGAUUCAAGCUGGUCUCAAUUAAUCAACUCCCCCACAAGAGAUAACAACACUUUGGAUCUACUAUUUGUUUAUCACUGCUCCUGAAAGUGUUAUCAACAUCCCUACUGAGGAACAUUUAGAUAUCUCCAGUCACGCUAUGUCCAUUGCCAAUCUGUGUCUUAUUGGUUGAAAGGAAAGCUGCCACUAUCAUAAACUGCUCAUUUCAACUGGAACUCUUACUGUUCUGUGUUAAAGCACCAAAAUUGACUUGAACUUACAAUUGCAAAGAUGUUGAUACUAUCCUCUAGUACAUUCUUAAUUCAAUCUGGGCUGCAUGUGAAGUAUCAGUGCUAAUUCAACAUGUUAGAAAUCCAAAAAGUGCAAUUUAGGAAACUGCAACAAUCUACCUUUCCAAGAGAGAACAGCAAGAUACUGACUGUGGAUUACAUAGAACAGAGAAUAAUAGAAGGCACAAUAGCCAGCCAUAUCAAACAGGUCCAAACAAACUGUGAACAGGUAACUGAAAACCAAUUUCUGUUUAAUAUUUUGGAGUCUGAAAAUAUCAACCACAUAGUAGUUUUCCUUACAGGACAAAUUCCUUUUCCUGAUGGUUAUGGUGGAGCUGUAUACUUUUCUUGGCCCAGUAUUAGUGGACCCAGCUGGAUUCUCCUUGGUCACAUCACUAAUAUUAAACCAAGUGCCAUCUUUAAAGUAUCUAAAUUAAAAUCAACGGAAGCAUCUCUAAAUCCAUUUGGAGUUAUGGCAAGUCAACCAGUAAAUGUAUCACAAAUUGGAAUAUCUGUUGAACCACUUCAAGACUUAUCUCAGCAGACACCUGCAACAUCUGCAGCAGUGUCAAACCUUGAACCAUUUAUGGAUUUCUCAAAGAAAAUGGUUGAAAAUUUGUUCAAUUUUGCUUCAUCGUUUGCUUGCAAAGCUCCUAUGAAUCCAUCCGAAUCAUAUAUUCCAUUUAGUACUCUUGAAAAAUGGUACAGUAACUUUCUUCGAAAGAUGCAGCAAGAUCCAUAUUUCUGGCGAUCGUAGUAUUGUAUCUCCUAGCAAUUAUAAAUUAAUUUAACUUUUUAUAUUAUUGCUACUGAAUUCAUUUUAUCUCUUCCCCACCCCCAUUAUGGCUGCAAAAUGUUUUGACAAGAAUAACGCAAGAAAAUUUUAGCUUCCUUAAAUUUAAUUUUAAUUUGUUAAGCUUUAAAGCUUAAUACAUUUGAAAGGUCAUCAGUAAAUAAGUUACUAAAACAAGGAAACAGAUAAAAAUAGGUGUUUAUUCAGUUGCAAGCUUUGCUAUUGUAUGGGACAUCAUUUUCUUACACGUUUACUCUUUUCUAAAGACCAAUCUACUCUUAACAGAGUUAACUACCAUUUCAUCUAUUUCUUUAAUGACACCAGUUUCACACGAACUAGUCAUUUAAAAAAAAUUUUUUUUACUCAUGUCACGUUACUUUCUUAAGAAUAACUUAAAGUCUCUAAAUGUCUCACCCAAUACUUUUUUGUUAAAAAAAUCCAAUUGUGAUUGAAAUCAAUAGUACACAUUAAUGCUGGGAGAUAAAGUUUUGUAUGACUUUUGACAUACUGCAUUCUAAAAGGCUCCUUAAAACUAUAUUUUAUAAAGUUUGAUCCUAUUCAUCUAAUAAACAGAAAUUUUUACACCAUGUUAA
This is a messenger RNA of Octopus bimaculoides (California two-spot octopus), 2092 nucleotides long. Its product is annotated as protein Hikeshi. Gene Ontology annotation, cellular component: cytosol; nucleus. NCBI's taxonomy places the organism in Eukaryota, Metazoa, Mollusca, Cephalopoda, Octopoda, Octopodidae. The record is from RefSeq and is a predicted model, not a curated record. Gene Ontology annotation, molecular function: nuclear import signal receptor activity; Hsp70 protein binding. Gene Ontology annotation, biological process: protein import into nucleus.